Molecule: messenger RNA, 2021 nt
Organism: Epinephelus moara (kelp grouper)
Lineage: Eukaryota; Metazoa; Chordata; Actinopteri; Perciformes; Serranidae
Gene: etv7
Product: ETS variant transcription factor 7
Exons: 9
Coding region: 147-1415 (422 amino acids)
Biological process (GO): regulation of transcription by RNA polymerase II; cell differentiation
Cellular component (GO): nucleus
Molecular function (GO): DNA-binding transcription factor activity, RNA polymerase II-specific; sequence-specific DNA binding
Source: RefSeq, a predicted model, not a curated record
UAUGUUUCUUUCGUUUUCAUUUCCCGGAAGGGUCGAAUGUGAAAAUAGUGGAGUUUUAUUUCUUCUAAAGUUUUAUUCAGUCUUCAUUCAGUAUGGAGUUUGGAGAGGUCUAACCUGCGGUUUAUUUCAUUUAUCAGACGGGCUAUAUGUCUGCCUACAAGGAAAUCAUCCAGUUUUUUCGGACAGUCGACCAGAUAAAGGACAUUUCCAUGGAGAACAUUUCCCCGAUCAAGCAAGAAAACACAGCAAACAGUCCUCCAGCCACAAUGCAUGGGAGACAAAGCAACAUUCCUCUCAGUGUGCAUCACUCCCCCACUAACCAACUUCCUCUGGCAAGUCCACCCAAUCAGGAAGACCUGUGGCAUCUACCUGGACGGCUGCGGAUAAACCCAUCUCUGUGGGAUAAGGAGGAUGUCGCCCACUGGCUCCAGUGGGCUCAGAGGGAGUACUCACUGCGCCGGCCUGAAAAGGGACGCUUCGAGAUGAACGGUCGAGCCCUGUGCCUGCUCACCAAGGAGGACUUCAGACGCCGCUGCCCCAGCUCAGGUGAUGUUCUGUAUGAGAUCCUGCAGUGUGUAAAACAGCAAAGGAGGAGUGUUGUCCGCAACCCCCCAAAUUCGUCCCCCUCCACGGCAGCUGGACCCAUCCAGAGUCCAGUCAGCUCCCAGGUACCACCUCAGAGUGUCGAAGAGCCCCAGCCUUCCAAGGUCAAUGACGCCCAAGUUUCCCUCGCUUUCACCACUGCCACGUCCGCAGCUGUUGUAACCACUGUGACCGGCCAGACGGAGCCCAUGUCACCUCUCAGAGAUCGUCCCUUGAUCUUUUACACUCUCCCUGCUCCACUCACACAUACCAAUGGAGCAGCAGCUGUCUCUGCACUGCCCCAAAACAAAGUUCAGGGUCCUCCCCAAACAGAGGGAGUCAUCCAGGAGCCGCUCAACCUGUCCAGUCGAGAGAAGCCAAGGAGCCUGCUGCACAAAGCCAAUGGCCGCAUUCCAGAGUGCAGACUGCUGUGGGACUAUGUGUAUCAGCUGCUGUGUGACGACCGCUAUCAAGAAUACAUCCGAUGGGAGGACAAGGACAACCUGGUGUUCAGGGUGGUCGACCCUAACGGACUGGCACGUCUCUGGGGAAACCACAAGAACCGAGAUAACAUGACCUACGAGAAGAUGUCCCGGGCUUUGCGACACUACUACAAGCUCAACAUCAUCAAAAAGGAGCGAGGACAAAAGCUUCUUUUCAGGUUUCUCAAACUCCCACAAGACGUCAAAAAACCACAGGCUGAUCCUGCCGAGUCCCCGGGACACACUCCACCUCAGGAUGGGGACUUUCCGGAUGGCACUCCGACACACGAGUUCAGUGAGGAUCAUUUUGAGGUUUCCCCUGAUCGUGCUUCUCCACAGCAUCCGCCAUAGAAAACAAAUACAUGUAUUAAACAUCCUAAACACAAUACAUGACAAAUGAUUACAGAAUGGUGAUGUGUUUUUAGAAAAUAAUACAUGCAUGUACAGGUAUGACAAAAUGCACUGUAAGGUGUAUUUUAGGGAGUUUUUGCACAAUGAUAUUGCUUUUUAUUUUGCUGUGAGUCAAUGUUUGUAUCACUGUGAUCAGAACAAACACUAACAAUAAGGAACGAGGGAAACUAAAAGAAAUCACGUCAAUAUUCAAACAGCCAAAUGCUCAACAUGACUUAGAUUCUCAGGCUUGCUCAACAUAAUGUCAAUACAAAAGUUGCACUUAAUUUUCAUAUACAAUAGAGGACUUGUAGGUCAGUGGUGGAAAUGACUGUGAAAUUAUUGUUCUAAUUUGUUGUAUAUUGUUAAAUAGAAGGAGGCAGGGUGGAGUAAUUUUUUUUGUGUGCAAAAACAUAUUGUGUUGCAGGUUAAAUGCCACUUUGUACAGUUUAUUUUUCAAAUAGUUUUCUUUAUUAUCCUCAAGGGAAGGUAUUAAGUGGAACAUUUGGUACACCCUAUAAUCACCAUUGUUUUUCCUGCUUUGUAAAAUAAAUAUUUUGUUUCACA